CCUCUAACCUGCUCAACCGUGGUCGCCUCUGACGAGGGAAGGUUCAACCACGCCAGAUUGCACAACCCUACAUUACCUGAGCUGUGUCAUGUUGAUCUUGGUAAUGCUCACAUUUGCUAUAGAUAUGAGCUGUGAUGCUGGGUGUGCUACUAUACUUGGCCCCACGAUGGGAGGCGAGCCGGUGCAAAUCUUGCGUGUCGAGGACGGCAAAAGCAUCGUGUUCAAUGAGCGAGUGCUCAAAGAAGUCCUCUUGGCUGCUCGCGUCAAGGACCGCCCUGUUGUGGUGGUUUCGAUUGCUGGCGCAUAUCGGCAGGGAAAGUCGUUCCUUCUCAACUUCUUACUGACUUACCUCAGGAACAAUGGUCGACCGAGCUGGAUCGAAGACAAAACCACCCCACUCAGUGGCUUCAACUGGAGGCCUGGCAGUACUCGUGAGACAACUGGCAUCCUGCUUUGGAAUGAAGUGUUUCUGAUGACCAACUUGAAGGGGGAAGAGGUGGCUGUUCUGCUGAUGGACACCCAAGGGACCUUCGAUUGCGAGUCGACAACUAAAGAGAGCACCAUGAUAUUCUCGCUCUCCAUGAUGAUCAGCUCUGUGCAGAUUUACAACAUAAUUAACAACAUCAAGGAGGACGAUCUCCAACACCUUCAAUUUUUCGCCGAGUACGGCAGACUCGCUCAAAAGGACAAUCAAACACAAGCUUUCCAAAAGCUCCUGUUCUUGGUACGAGACUGGAACUGGGGGCAUGAGCAUGAACACGGUUACAGUGGUGGCAAAUCUUUGGCGGGCCGUCUAAAAACAACAGAUGGACAAGAUGCAGAGCUGAAGGCAGUGCGGCAGAACAUCUUGUCUUGCUUUUCGGACAUCGACUGCUUUCUGAUGCCCCACCCAGGAAGAAAGGUAGUGGCAGAUAAGUCCUUCGAUGGUCGUCUUGAGGAUAUCGAAGAAGAAUUUCGAGAGAAACUUCGAGAACUUGUUCUGUCUAUCUUGGCACCAGAAAAUCUCUUGGUGAAGGAGAUUAACGGUCGUCCGUUAUCGUGCCAUGAUCUUCUGAUCUUCUUUAAGGCUCAUGUGGACGUCUUCAAAGGAGGCGAUUUGCCGAAUCCGACGUCCAUGCUGAUGGCGUCUGCAAACGCAACCAACAUGGCCGCCGUGGACAAAGCCACAAAGCGUUAUAUUUCGGGCAUGACGAAUAGACCUCGCAGAAAUCUGGACCAGCUACGUGAGUUUCACUUGGGGUUGCUGGCCGAGGCAGUGAAAGUGUUCGACGAGUCUCCGAAGAUGGGCGGUGAGACAAUGUCAUCCCCAUCCAAGGAUCUUCUUACAAAGGAACUUGAAGAACUCUACCGUCACUUCUAUGAGGAAGAGAAAGAGCUCAUCAGAAUCGAGAUGGAGGCGGAAGAUAAGAGAGAGAGGGAAAGGCAGGAGGAGAAGAAAAGGGAAGAACAGAGGCAAAAAGAGCGAAUCGCGGAGAAAGAAAGGUCGGAAGCAAGGGAAAAAGAAAUACAAAAAGAGAGGGAGGCAUUCAAAGAUAAGGAAACGGCUUUUCAGGCACAAGAGGCCGCAAGCAAGGCGAAGCUGGAAAAGCUGACCGAAGAGAUGGCUCUGGAGAGAAAACAAGCCAGAGAAACUGAAGAGAAAAUUACCAGGGAGAUGCGGGCAAAGGACGCAGAAAUAGAAAGCUUGAGGAAGAGUAUUGGGAAAAAAGAGAUAUUUUUAGAAGUCAUCAAAUUUUCGACCGUGCUCGCACACUGUGGGACAGCCGGUCUGCAGUUCGCCCAAGGUUUCACGCCGGCGGCGGUCGCUCCAGCAGGUAAGUCACUUGUGCAACCCUUGGCUCUUCUGGACAUGAUGCGGCACUUCUCGAAGAAGUAGGAGAUUCAGCAGCAGCGCUGCCAACAGCAGCAUGACUUCAAGACUUCCUUCGGGAAAUCUGCAGCAUGGCUGCUAAAGGGCAACUGUAGACACACGUGACCCUCGAUUCCUUGUGCGAGCAAUCAUUUUUUUUACUGUUAUACAGAUGGCAGCACAAAUAUUCGAGCACGGAAACGAUCAAAUCUUGGCGUAUUAUUCAAGUAUUAUAUCUAUAAUAAAAAGUAAUAGAAUGCAGAA
Rhipicephalus microplus (southern cattle tick) is the source of this 2113-nucleotide messenger RNA. Its product is annotated as atlastin-1-like. Gene Ontology annotation, molecular function: GTP binding; GTPase activity. Lineage: Eukaryota; Metazoa; Arthropoda; Arachnida; Ixodida; Ixodidae. The record is from RefSeq and is a predicted model, not a curated record.